AUGAAAGUAUUAUCUGAAGGACAAUUAAGGUUUUGUGCUGUUCAACCAAUACAUUUCACAUCAUGGCUGCUCAUACUCUUCAUUUUGAAGUCUAUCUCUUCUCUGAAACCUGCCCGACUUCCAAUUUAUCAAAGGAAACCUUUUAUAGCUGCUUGGAAUGCUCCAACGGAUCAGUGUUUGGUAAAAUACAAUAUAGGACUAAAUUUGAAAAUGUUUCAGGUGAUUGGAAGCCCACUGGCCAAGGCCAGGGGGCAAAAUGUCACCAUAUUUUAUGUCAACAGACUGGGAUACUAUCCAUGGUAUACAUCCCAGGGGGUUCCCAUUAAUGGGGGUCUCCCCCAGAACAUAAGCUUGCAAGUGCAUCUAGAAAAAGCUGACCAAGAUAUUAAUUAUUACAUCCCUGCUGAAGAUUUCAGUGGCCUUGCUGUUAUAGACUGGGAAUACUGGCGACCCCAGUGGGCCCGUAACUGGAACACAAAAGAUGUUUACAGACAGAAGUCAAGAAAGCUUAUUUCUGAUAUGCAAGAGAACGUAUCAGCUACUGAUAUUGAAUACUUAGCCAAAGCAACAUUUGAAGAAAGUGCAAAAGCUUUCAUGAAGGAAACCAUCGAACUGGGAAUGAGGAGUAGACCCAAGGGCCUCUGGGGUUAUUAUUUAUAUCCGGAUUGCCACAAUUAUGAUGUUUAUGCCCCGAAUUAUACUGGGUCAUGCCCAGAAGAGGAAGUUUUGAGAAACAAUGAGCUCUCUUGGCUCUGGAAUAGCAGUGCUGCUUUAUAUCCUUCUAUUGGUGUCAGAAAAUCUCUUGGCGACAACGAAAACAUUUUGCUCUUCUCACAAUUUCGAGUGCAUGAAUCCAUGAGGAUCUCCACUAUGACAUCCCAUGAUUACGCUCUGCCUGUAUUCGUCUACACAAGGUUAGGCUACAGAAAUGAACCUUUAUUUUUUCUUUCUAAGCAAGAUCUAAUCAGUACCAUUGGAGAAAGUGCUGCCUUGGGAGCGGCAGGCAUUGUCAUCUGGGGAGACAUGAAUUUAACUUCAUCUGAGGGCAACUGUACAAAGGUGAAGCAGUACGUGAGUUCUGAUUUAGGGAGCUACAUAGUCAACGUGACGCGAGCAGCUGAGGUGUGCAGCCUUCACCUCUGCAGGGGGAAUGGGAGAUGCAGAAGGAGAGCAUGGAAAGCCCCGGAUUACCUUCACCUGAACCCUGAAAGUUACCACAUAGAGGCCUCUGAGGAUGGAGAAUUUACUGUGAAAGGAAAAGCAUCGGAUACAGACCUGGAAGCAAUGGAGAAGAAAUUUUCCUGUCAUUGUUAUCGGGGGUACGAAGGAGCCGACUGCAGAGGGACCAAGAUGGCUGAUGGGGGCUCCGGGGUUUUCUCUUUUUCUGGCUCACUGAUAACACUGUGCCUGCUGGUUUUAGCAGGUUCUCAGAGAGCUUGGUUGUGAGAUAGUUGAAUUUAAAGGGAGAUUUACGGCCUAUAGCGUAGUCACCUAGAGAAGAGAUGAAACUUAGGAUGGGUUUUUUUCCUUCUGAAAGCCACUGAGAGGUAUCCU
This is a messenger RNA of Lutra lutra (Eurasian river otter), 1554 nucleotides long. Its product is annotated as hyaluronidase-4. Gene Ontology annotation, molecular function: hyalurononglucosaminidase activity. Bases 1 to 1446 code for a protein of 481 amino acids. Lineage: Eukaryota; Metazoa; Chordata; Mammalia; Carnivora; Mustelidae. The transcript has 3 exons. The record is from RefSeq and is a predicted model, not a curated record. Gene Ontology annotation, biological process: carbohydrate metabolic process; hyaluronan catabolic process.